Ceratitis capitata (Mediterranean fruit fly) is the source of this 3142-nucleotide messenger RNA. RefSeq names its product ATR-interacting protein mus304. Gene Ontology annotation, biological process: DNA damage checkpoint signaling; DNA repair. Lineage: Eukaryota; Metazoa; Arthropoda; Insecta; Diptera; Tephritidae. The transcript is spliced from 5 exons. Bases 81 to 2843 code for a protein of 920 amino acids. The record is from RefSeq and is a predicted model, not a curated record.
AUUUUACCGGGUUUUGUAAGAAGUUGAAGAAUUUUGUCUUAAAAUUUAAGAGUUUUCAAUAACGUUUACAUGCGAACACUAUGGCCAAACGCUUCCAGCCAUUCAAGGAAUUCGGGCGUAGCACGAAGAAACCAAAAUUGGAUGUAAGUGUAAACAAAGGUCGUCCUUUGGGGCCUAGUCAGUCUUGGCCCAAUCAUAUACUAUCAAAUGGUGCUGCCGUGAGGCGAGUCGAAAGUCCAGUACGCAAUAAUGUCAAUAAUAAUAACUUGUGGGAUGAUGACGAUGACGACGUUAUCUUGCUUGCCACUCAAGUAGCCGAAUCCCAAGUGGCAAUUAAGAGUGCAGCAAAUUUUACUGAAAGCGAUAUUACGUUUAGUGAGUUUGCCCCACAUGUUCAUGCCACAACAAGCACACAACGCAUGACAACAACAAGCGUUGCAGUGAAAGCUAUAAACAGUGCACCACCGACGAUAGAAAAGCACAACCUUUCCGAAUUAUUUGCUGAUGAUGAUGACUUCGCUGAGCUAAUAGACGGAGCUACAAAUGGUAAAGAGAAAAACUCAAACCACGCCCAAAAUUACGGGGCAGAGAAUGUUUUCAAAAAACCUGUAACUCCCUUAAAUGGUAUGAAUUGGCAAAUCUCUGAAACUCAAAACGCAGCAGCGAGACGUCAAGUCGCAACAGAACGGCAAGUAAAAGUGCUUACGGAGCGCUUGGAUGCUUUGAAAGCAGAAAACACGAAGCUAACAAAGGAUCUCAGUGAAUCAAAGGCUAAAAUCGAAAGCAAAGAAGGAGAGUCUUCGCUGUUACGCGAUGAGCUGCGCCACAUGAAACAACAGCUGCAAACACUCAAAAUGGAUAAAAUUAUGAGCGCAGAAGCAGCAAAAACGGAGUGCAAAACCAAAAUAGCUGAACUAACAAAACGAGUAGAAGCGAAGGAGUCGGAAUUAAAGUUGCGUAAUGUCGAGUACUCCGUACUUAAAAUGCGACAUGCAGAUGAGACGCAACGUCUUGAAAUGAGCAUACGGAGUGCAAACGUACCAACCGGCGACGUGCCCAUGAAUGAAGAUGUUGUUGUGGAGAAUUCACAAAACUCUCAAAGCACUCGAACACUAUUUCGCUUGCGUAAUCUGCCUUUGACCACAGCACUAGGCGAUAUCUGCAAUUCCCGCUUAACCGAAUUCAAUGCAAAUGCUUACGAACGCGCAGAAGCAAGUGACGAUAUAAAACGGCAGCAUACACCAUUUCAGUUGGAGUUGGCUUACGCGCAAACACUCUUGGCGCAGUUACACUUGCAACGGCAAAAAAGAUGUUGGUCGUCAACUGAAGCACAAGCUUUCAAUGAGCGCGCACUCAAAUCCGCAAACAGUGCGUUGCCCGAAUUUUGGACUUAUGUGCACGGGCUAGAAUUUCCCAAACACUGCAAUGUGCAUCCCUAUCAUGAUUACGAUUUACGUAAUGAUGAUUAUGCAAAACAAAAACGCAAUUUACACUCAGUGCAACAAUUAUACGCAGAUGAGCGCGCGAUUAGCUUGCGUCGUUACACUGCUGCGUUGAGUGUGAUGUGUGCGCGUGCGCCGAAUUUCGCACAACAGUUGCUGGCACAACAACAUGGCGACUGCGCAUUGCUGGAGGUGGCAUGCCAUGCCAUCUCCAAAUUAGGUUACUCAAGUGAGCUUUGUGCGCAUUUUGGUGCGCUCGAAGCUUUCGCUGUACUUUUGCGCGUGCUGCUGCGACAGAUGCGCGCUAAUGACAUCGAUCACAGCGAAAUACUGGUAGGCGGACUAUUAAAACAAUUGAUAUUUGUUCGUCCCAGUGCGUGGAUAUUUCGUGAAAUAUCCUAUUGUGUGUUGGAAUUAACACGUCUCCCAACAGCUUUAGAACUAUUGUGCGUAAACAGCGACGGAAGCGCAUUCUAUAGUGAUCGCAUGCGCUCGCUAUAUCGCUACUCAAACGAUUCGUGUAUACUGCAAGUAUAUGCAGGACUGCUGGAGAUUACAUUUCCAUUGAAUGGUGUGUUGAGUGAAACGCAUCUGCGUUUGCUUGCUGUGAUUUGCGAGAAUCAUGUGCGUUUCGCACACUACUGCUUCAUGAAGCCGCCUAAUUUCAUACAUAAAUUACUGCCUUCCUACGAUGAUGAUGAUGAUGACGACGACGAUGAGGAUGAUGGUAAAAAGGUGGAGGAGCAGCCCGUUUUUGUAGGACAAGAACAAAGCAGUGGCGCUUUAACAGGUACAACAAACACCAUUGAUGCAAGUUCAACAACAGAUUGCUCAAACACGAACGUGGCACAGAAAAAAUCUACUAACAGCAAUGCAGCAGCACAAUGUGAAUGCUAUACGAAGCUGUGCCUGAGCGUGGUGACGUUACUUUUUCAGUUGUUGCGUCAGUGGCAGUGUAUGGAAUGCAAAAUUGAAACACCACGCGUAGCUGAGAUUUCACAAAUAUCCGUGCAGUUGUUGCACACAAUAUUCUGUGACAACUACUCAACGCGGCUAUUUCGUUAUGCGGAAGAGACCACCAAACAUUACCUUUGGCUGAUAUGCGAAUGGUGGUCGGAUAAUGCUAAACAUCUUAAAUUCAACAGUGUACAAAAUAAUUUCCUCAGAAAAUUACGUGCCUUCCAUAUUAUGCCCAAACCACUGUAUGAGGAAGGCAAUCCUGCCAAUGUAUUGAACGAUCGAAAUGAAUGGCAUUCCCUUACCAAUGACCCUAGUGCAAAGAUCAACGUUGCCUCUGCAAAUCUAGCAUCAGCUGUGGAAAAAUUAAAUAUAAUGCAAAGUGCUGGUGAUGAGUCGAAAUUCUUCGAAGGUCUGAAAGGUUAUGCCUUUAAUUUUGAGUGAUGGUAGAGAGCUUAUUGUCAGCCUUGCUGUCGUUUAUAUCCCCAUUAUUAAGUGCCACAUAAAGAUAAUAUAUAUAAAUAUAGAUUUUGUUGUUUGAUUAAUGAAGUUAAAUGAAUUAAAAGACGCACUAAAUUUUUAUUAGUGCGUGCUAUUGAAGCUAUCAACUGUAUUUGUUACGUAAUUUACAUUUAAAAAAUUUACACUUGUAACGCUCUACUGUUGUCUUACUAAAUAAAUAGCCUACAAUGUAUGUUGUAAAAUUACACGAAAUAAAAUAGCACAAAAAUAUAAUUAAUGCA